This is a messenger RNA of Sander lucioperca (pikeperch), 1145 nucleotides long. Its product is annotated as serine/threonine-protein kinase RIO1-like. Gene Ontology annotation, biological process: maturation of SSU-rRNA. Gene Ontology annotation, cellular component: preribosome, small subunit precursor; cytosol. Gene Ontology annotation, molecular function: ATP binding; protein serine/threonine kinase activity. Lineage: Eukaryota; Metazoa; Chordata; Actinopteri; Perciformes; Percidae. The record is from RefSeq and is a predicted model, not a curated record.
CCGUCCUCUCGCUCGCCGUAGUGACGCGUUCAGACCAGGAAGUGAAGACUGCACGCUGCCGUGUGAGGAGGCGAGGAUCUGCUUGGAUCGGUUUAGCUCGGUUUGGCCCGGUUCGGACCGGGUUUAGUUCUGUGUUUUUGGGGUUUAGUGUCGGGUCUCUGUCAGUGUGUGACGUCAUGUCGGCGGUGGGCUGUGUACCUGGACAGUUUGAUGACGUAGACGAGGACAGCGUCCAAUCAGAGAGUCGGAUCUGUGAUGAUGUCACUCUGCAGCCGCCAUCAGACCGACAGGAAGAGGAAGAGGAGUAUUAUGAUGAAGAUGAUGAUGAAGAUGAUGAUGAGGAGUGGGCGUGGCGUUCAGCCGGAGAUCUGACCAAACGCUACAACGCUCUGAGCUGUCAGUCCAACAGACAGAAUCCGUCCAAUAAGAUGCUGCCGUCGGCUCCAUCGGACAAAUCUCUGAGGAAGUACGAACACAAGAUCAACCUGGAUCAGCUGAACUACGCCGACUCGGUGAUCAACAAAGUGAAGUCGAUGCAGAAACAGAAAGACGCCGACACGUUCAGAGUGAAGGACAAGUCGGACCGUGCCACAGUUGAACAGGUUUUAGAUCCCCGGACCAGAAUGAUUCUCUUCAAGAUGUUGAGUCGAGGCGUCAUCUGUGAAAUCAACGGCUGCAUCAGCACCGGCAAGGAGGCGAACGUGUACCACGCCGGGACGGCGUCUGGCGACAGCCGAGCCAUCAAGAUCUACAAGACAUCCAUCCUGCUGUUCAAAGACAGAGACAAAUACGUUAGUGGAGAGUUCAGGUUCCGUCACGGUUACUGUAAAGGGAAUCCCCGGAAGAUGGUGAGGACCUGGGCCGAGAAGGAGAUGAGGAACCUCAUCAGGCUGCAGACAGCAGGGAUCCCGAGUCCAGAACCUCUGCUGCUCCGGAGUCACGUUCUGCUGAUGAGCUUCAUCGGAAAAGACAACAUGCCGGCGCCGCUGCUGAAGAAACGCCGCUGUCGGAGGCCCGAGCUCUACCUGCAGGUUCUCCAGAACAUGAGGAGGAUGUUCCAGGAGGCUCGGCUGGUCCACGCAGACCUCAGCGAGUUCAACAUGCUGUAAGACACACACACACACACACACACACACACACAGACA